UUAUAUAAGAACCGUCCAGAUGUCUACCACUAUCAAGUUAACCAAUGCCGUUUGCGAGUCUAAAAAUAAAUCUUGGGUCACUUUCGAAUGGUGCAGAUUAAAAGCGGUUAACCGUAAUCUCACAACAUUAACUAUUAAAGCAACUAUUCUUUAUCCAGUGGAUGAUGUACAACUACAAUUACAGCUAUUGAAGAAAGCGAAUGGAUAUAAGCCUUUUCUUAUAAACUACAUUGUUGAUGGCUGUUUGUUUCUGCGUAAGCCAAAUCAUCCCUUCGUUAAAAUUAUUAUGAAUAUGAUUAGGAAUGUAUCAACUCUUAACCAUACGUGCCCCUAUGUGGGUAAGCAGAUGUUAAAGGAUUUAUAUGUUACCCCAAAGGAUUUUCGGUUGCCGUUACCAAAUGGCGAAUAUGCUUUGCUCCUGACUUGGAUAUUUGAUAAGAAGCCGCAGGCUUCAACAAAUGUUUAUUUUUCAUUCCUUAUGGAUAUAUAUAACGAAUAA
This is a messenger RNA of Drosophila grimshawi, 499 nucleotides long. RefSeq lists its product as uncharacterized. Bases 20 to 499 code for a protein of 159 amino acids. The transcript is spliced from 3 exons. The record is from RefSeq and is a predicted model, not a curated record. Lineage: Eukaryota; Metazoa; Arthropoda; Insecta; Diptera; Drosophilidae.